ACGAAAAGAGAGAGAGAGAGAGAGAGAGAGACUUAAAUAGACCUUCAUGUAUGCAAUUACUUACGGGAAGCAAAAUAAAAAAAAGUUUUUCACUACUAUAUAUGUAUAAUCACACCUCUCGCUUGGAAAUAUUAAAAUCAAGGGUUUCGUCGUCUCUUGUAACCGACCACUCGCUUUGACUCGCUUUGACUCGCUUUGACUCAGGUGACGGGCUGGAAUCUGAGUUGAGAAAAGCCAGAAAUGCUUCCUCUGUAUUUUUCUGAUUUGAAUGUUUGGUACCUUCAUGGAUGUUCAUGACCAUGAGUUAUCUGUAUGGACAAGAAGAAAAUUCGGGUUCAAUGCAGCUACUGUAAGAAACAUAUGACUUCCUUCCAUUGUCUGAAACACUUGGGUGGUCCCCGUGAACAAGUUCUUAUAGAGACGUUUUGAAUGAUGUUGAUGGAGGAAACAUCUGGUCAUACUCCUAACAGAGUUGGGGAAGUCCAAAUGGGUAAUGGUCAUAAGCGUGAAAGAAGUGAAGAGACUGACAAGCAGGAUUUGGUGUCAAACAAAGCCCAAAAGUGGUUCUUCCAAAAAUGUGUCAAUUUUUCAGCUGUGGAUUCCCCAAGUUUCAAAGAAGCUUUGAAGGAAGUGCAAGAUCGUGUGAAGAAGAUUAAAGAUUCAUGGGCCAUCACUGGGUGCAGCAUCUUGUUGGAUGCUUGGGUUGACCAGAAAGGCCAUGAUCUGGUUUCUUUUGUUGCAGAUUGUCCAGCUGGGGCAGUGUAUCUGACAUCCUUUGAUGUUUCAGAUAUUAAAAACGAUGUCACUGCCUUAACAUCGCUAGUAAAUGGGCUCAUUGAGGAAGUCGGAGUGCGUAAUGUAACUCAGAUCAUUGCAUGUUCAACCUCUGGUUGGGUUGGUGAAUUGGGAGAACAAUUUGCGAGUCACAACAAUGAAGUUUUCUGGUCUGUGAGUCUAUCCCAUUGUUUUGAGCUUAUGCUGCUGAAGAUUGUGAAAAUGUAUUCCUUUGGAGACAUACUUGAAAAGGUCAAUAGUAUCUGGGAGUUCAUCAACAAUAGUCCCUCGGUUUUGAAAAUCUUCAGAGAGCAAAGUCAUGGAAAAGACAUAACAGUCUCCUCCUCAGAGUUUGAGUUUGUGACGCCAUAUUUAAUACUAGAGAGUAUUUUCAAGGCGAAGAAAAACUUGGCAGCCAUGUUUGCUUUAUCUGAUUGGAAGAAAAACUUGAAAGCAAUGUCCAAUUUGGUGAAAGAUUCCUCUUUUUGGAAAAAAGUUGAAAGAGUUGUGAAAUGUACAUCUCCUCUGAUUCACGGUCUACUCUUGUUUUCUACUGCAAACAAUCAGCAUGUUGGAUAUAUUUAUGACACUAUGGACAGGAUAAAGGAUAGUGUCGCGAGGGAACUCAAUCACAGUAAACAAUGUUACAAGCCGUUUUGGGAUGUGCUUGAUGAUGUCUGGGACAAGCACCUUCACAAUCCUCUUCAUGCUGCUGGCUACUUUCUGAACCCGAGUGCUUUCUAUUCAACUGAUUUUCAUCUUGAUCCAGAAGUUGCAACUGGUCUUAUCUCCUCUCUGCUUCAUAUGGUACAAGAACGUCACAUUCAACUGAAAAUUGCCACACAGCUUGAUAUGUACAGACUCGGUCUAGAUUGCUUUAACGAGGCCAGUCAAGCUGAUCAGAUCUCUGAAAUAUCUCCAGCUGAGUGGUGGGCUCAAAAGGCAGGCCAUCAUCCAGAACUACAGAAUUUUGCAUUUAAGAUUCUGAGCCAGACAUGUGAAGGUGCUUCGAGGUACAAGCUGAAGAGAAGCUUAGCAGAGAACCUGUUGCUCACUGAAGGAAUGAGCCAUGGUGAACAACAUCAUCUGGAAGAAUUGGCAUACGUUUAUUAUAAUCUUCAGCUACAAAUCUCGAAAGGCAAAGCAAGUGAAGAGAUUGUGCUGGUGUAACGAGCAGAAUUAGGCAUCAUUGUUCAUGUAUGCUUUAGUGAGAAACAUACGAUAGAACCCGAAAUCAAAGAUUCACCAGGAACAAAAUAUCUGAACGGUCUUCAUGUAGUAGUUUCUUCUUUCAUAUGUUACAACGAGACACAAGAGUCAAGAUCUUUAGCACAUAGUGUCUGAUCUUACCUACACAACA
Molecule: messenger RNA, 2134 nt
Organism: Camelina sativa (false flax)
Lineage: Eukaryota; Viridiplantae; Streptophyta; Magnoliopsida; Brassicales; Brassicaceae
Source: RefSeq, a predicted model, not a curated record